This is a messenger RNA of Lacerta agilis (Sand lizard), 1819 nucleotides long. It is a transcript of the gene CEL, whose product is annotated as carboxyl ester lipase. Lineage: Eukaryota; Metazoa; Chordata; Lepidosauria; Squamata; Lacertidae. The transcript has 11 exons. The record is from RefSeq and is a predicted model, not a curated record. Gene Ontology annotation, cellular component: postsynaptic specialization membrane; cell surface; synapse. Gene Ontology annotation, biological process: chemical synaptic transmission; modulation of chemical synaptic transmission; neuron cell-cell adhesion. Gene Ontology annotation, molecular function: sterol ester esterase activity; neurexin family protein binding; triacylglycerol lipase activity. Bases 55 to 1728 code for a protein of 557 amino acids.
UUUGGGGUAUAAAGGGAUCUACCUGUACUGAAGAAGUCCCAUUUGGAGCACACCAUGGGUCGCUGGGAAGUAAUAUGCCUUGCCCUCUGCCUGGGCUCAGUGGGGGCAGCAAAGCUGGGCAUUGUGAACACGGAAGGAGGUUUUGUGGAAGGCGUCAAUAAAAAGUUGAGCCUUUUCGGGGAUUAUGUGGACAUCUUCAAAGGAAUCCCUUUUGCUGCGCCUACCAAGACUCUUGAAGACCCUCAGCCUCACCCGGGCUGGCCAGGCACCCUGCAGGCCAAGGAGUAUAAGAAUCGUUGCAUGCAGUCCACACUCACCCAGACAGAUGUGCGUGGCACCGAAGAUUGUCUUUAUCUCAACAUCUGGGUCCCCCAAGGGAAAAAAGAAGUCUCUACCAACUUGCCGGUGAUGGUCUGGAUUUAUGGGGGAGCCUUUCUUUGGGGUGGCGGCCAGGGACCCAACUUCCUGAGCAACUACCUCUACGACGGGGAGGAGAUUGCUACCCGCGGAAAGGUCAUUGUGGUGACACUCAACUACCGUCUUGGACCCCUGGGUUUCCUCAGCACAGGAGAUGCUAGUCUUCCAGGUAACUAUGGCCUCAAAGACCAGCACAUGGCCAUUGCCUGGGUCAAGAGAAACAUAAAGAACUUUGGAGGGGACCCUGACAACAUCACAAUCUUUGGAGAGUCUGCUGGGGCCGUCAGUGUCUCCUUACAGAUGCUGUCGCCCUACAACAAAGGAUUGAUCAAGCGGGCUAUCAGCCAGAGUGGAGUCGGCCUCUGCUCUUGGGCCAUUCAGAGGAACCCCCUCUACUGGGCUACAAAGGUAGCUCAGAAAGUCGGCUGCCCAACAGACAACACCACAACCCUAGCGAACUGCCUCCGGGUCACCGACCCCAAAGCCCUGACACUUGCUUACCACCUAGAGGUGCUUAACCUGCGCUAUCCUCUUGUCCAUUACCUUGCCUUCUCCCCAGUGGUUGAUGGAGAUUUCCUCCCAGAUAACCCAGAAAAUCUCUUUGCCAAUGCCGCUGACAUUGACUACAUCGCAGGGGUGAACAACAUGGAUGGGCACUUCUUUGCUUCCAUUGACAUGCCUGCUCUCAACCGCCCGCUAGUGAAGAUCACAGCGGAUGACAUGUACCGUGUGGCCCAGGGCCUGACUGUGGAGAAGGGGGUGGAAGGAGCCAAUGAAACCUUCUCCCUCUACACCCAGGUGUGGACUGACCACACAAACCAGGAAGUCAUGAAAAAAUCUGUAAUAGACCUGGAGACAGACUACAUAUUUCUGGUGCCUACCCAGCAGACACUUAGUCUCCAUUAUCAAAAUGCCAAGAGUGCCAAGACUUACAGCUACCUGUUCUCCCAGGAUUCGCGAAUGCCUGUCUACCCCAGCUGGGUUGGUGCAGACCAUGCUGAUGACCUUCAGUAUGUCUUUGGGAAACCUUUUGCCACUCCUUUGGGCUACAAAGCUCAGCACAGAAAAGUUUCUAAGGCUAUGAUAGCUUACUGGACAAACUUUGCCAGAACAGGUGACCCCAACAAAGGGGAAUUGGAUGUCCCCAUUGGGUGGGUGCCUUAUGAUAUUCAGCACGGCUACUACCUGGAGAUCAACAAGGACAUCAACUACGAGUCAGCGAAGCAAGGCCUGAGAGCUCCUUUUGUGAAUUUCUGGAGUGUCGCCUACAGGAGCCUGCCAGACGCAGUCAUCACCUUGGACGAGAAGUAGAAACUACUUGGGAACUAGACACAUCCACUUGUCCAAGAACCCAAAACCAACCAACCCAGAUUCUGAAAUAAAUCUUAACUCUUUGCAGAGA